UAGCUGCCGGUGGAAACCAUAAACUGAAGGAUUGUUGUUGUUUGUGGGAAAGUACUGAAAAAGUACGAAAACCUUGUCGUCCAAAAUGGGAAACCGAGAUGAUGAAUACGACUACUUGUUUAAAGUCGUACUAAUCGGAGACUCUGGAGUGGGGAAGAGUAACCUGCUGUCCCGUUUCACAAGAAAUGAGUUCAACCUGGAGAGCAAGAGCACCAUCGGGGUGGAGUUUGCCACCCGCAGCAUCCAGGUGGACGGCAAGAUGAUAAAGGCUCAAAUCUGGGACACAGCUGGACAGGAACGCUACAGAGCAAUCACCUCAGCGUAUUACCGGGGAGCAGUUGGAGCUCUCCUAGUUUACGACAUCGCCAAGCACCUGACAUACGAGAACGUCGAACGCUGGCUGAAGGAGCUGAGGGACCACGCUGACAACAACAUCGUCAUCAUGCUGGUUGGGAACAAGAGCGACCUCCGCCACCUCAGGGCGGUGCCCACUGACGAGGCUCGAGCCUUCGCAGAAAAGAACACAAUCUCAUUCAUUGAAACCUCUGCCUUGGACUCCACAAACGUAGAAGAAGCCUUUAAGAACAUUCUCACAGAAAUCUACCGUAUUGUAUCUCAGAAGCAAAUAUCUGACAGAUCUGCACAUGACGAGUCUCCGGGAAACAAUGUAGUGGACAUAAGCCUCCCCCCGACCACGGACGGGCAGAGGGGCAACAAACUCCCCUGCUGCCAGAGCCUGUGACGCUCUUAUUUUCUUUUCCUGUUUGACUUUCUGUCGGUCUUAUCAUCUCUUCGCCUCUGGUUUACUUCUGCUGCUGACAUCAUGACGCCCACAUGGGCUCAGAAGUCUGUCACGCAGAGUGUCUUGAAUUUGACAUUCCUUUUUUUCCUGGUUUUCCUCUUUGUUUUUUCUUCAUUUGUUUGUCUUCCUCUGAUUUCAGAAGAACCUCUUUGUACAAUAAUUUAAAGCCUCAGAACAAGAGAGAGUGACGCUCUCACGAGGCUGAUCUUGAAGCUGUAGUAAACUACAAUUUCUUUUUAAUUAACUACCCUCUGUGGUCCCAUUGACCCACUCCUGUCGAAGGAAUGGUGAGGGAUCAGUAGACCUGUGAAUUGGCGCUUCAGGCGUUUUUCUACUUGCCUCCUUUUCUCAGCUUGCAAUGAUACAGACUUUUGUCACGAUCUGCUACAGUAGAAUCCCAAUUUCAUGUCUGGUUGACCUGAUUCUGCCUAUCACGCAAUAUGGGUGUAGAGGAGGAGAUGAGAAGAAGGUACUACUGGAGUACUGGUGUGUACUCUUCUCUCUCUGGAGUUUCUCUUUGCCUCUUUAAUUUUAAUUUUCCUCUUUGAGCCUCGUGCCCACUGUGGCAUGAAAUUAACAUGAGCCAGGAAACAGACUGGCUGUGACUGUCUCACUUCAUACAGGCAAGUGUGAAACAAAUGAAGUGUUUCUGUUUGUGUGUGUGUGUGCGCGCAUGUGUGUGUAUGUGAUCUUAAAAGCACAAAAAUACCAAAGUUGACGGAUGCAAUCAUUAUCAGUUUUGGGUUUUUCUCAGUUAAGUGUUUUCGAGGCUGCUAUGGUUGCAUUUCAGUGCUGUAUUUGGCAAACUCAUCUAGGAUACUUGCAAAAGACAUGUAAUGCGAUAUUGCAAAGGUGUUGUUAAAUUGCGGUGUGUGAUUUGUUGUUUGUGUAAUAAUCAACCUGAAACAAGUUCCUCUUUGAGGUGACUCAGGUCAAACUCUUUUAACAGGCUGUCUGGGAAAAAAUCUCUUUUGCACUUAUACCUUAUCAUUUCAGUGGAACAAAUCACCAUUUAUUUUUUAAAAUACACUCGACAUCUUUAUUGAAUAACAUUUUCCUUUUGGUUGAAAAGGAAAACAAAGCACUAUAUGUUUUUUUCCUCUCAUGUACUCAGUCACCCCUUGCUGUCAUUUUAAUGUGAUGUCUGUUAAAGGGAAGUGGAUCAAGAUGUGUGUUAUCUGAGAACAUUUCUAUAGCAAAUGAACCAAUUAAAAAUGCUCUACACGAAACACUUCCACUCCAGCUGGUUGAGGAAGUGGAACUGAAAUCAGAAA
Plectropomus leopardus (leopard coralgrouper) is the source of this 2076-nucleotide messenger RNA. Its product is annotated as ras-related protein Rab-11B-like. Lineage: Eukaryota; Metazoa; Chordata; Actinopteri; Perciformes; Serranidae. The record is from RefSeq and is a predicted model, not a curated record. Gene Ontology annotation, molecular function: GTPase activity; GTP binding.